Menidia menidia (Atlantic silverside) is the source of this 912-nucleotide messenger RNA. NCBI's taxonomy places the organism in Eukaryota, Metazoa, Chordata, Actinopteri, Atheriniformes, Atherinopsidae. The record is from the annotation of a GenBank genome assembly.
AUGGCCGCGGCGAAAAUGUGCAUCAGGAAGAGCAAAGAAGAAACUGCAGAGUGGACAGGGUUAUUCCUGAAUGAUCUCAAUACGAAGCAGGAGUCUCUAGUCUUUGUCAAGAGGAUGAUGGCUGUGGCUGUGUCUUCCAUCACUUAUCUCAGAGGAAUUUUCCCGGAGUUUGCCUACAGAUCCAGAUACCUGGAAGAUUUGUGCAUCAAAGUUCUACGUGAAAACUGCAACACCCCUGGUGCCAACAAAGUUGUGAAAUGGAUGAUGGGCUGCUUUGAUGCAUUGGAGAAGCAGUAUCGCAUCAUAGAGUCCUAUCAGUUCAAUUUCAGAUACACUGAAAAUGGACCGGAGAUGGACAUACUCAGGAACAACAAUAUGAAGCUCCAGGUGACACUCGAAGACACCAAGAAGGCGUCUGUGCUGCUCAUAAGGAAGCUCUUCCUGCUCAUGCAGAACCUGGACACUCUCCCCAGCAAUGUGUACCUCACCAUGAAGCUUUACUACUACGACGGCGUCACCCCUGCCGACUACCAGCCACCGGGCUUUAAGGAGGGCGUGUACGACCGCCUGUGGUUUGAGGGUUUGCCAGUGCACUUCAAGGUGGGCGAGGUGCACACGGCCUACCACUCGCUGCGAGUCAAAGUGUCCGUGGAACAGGGCCAGGUGGAGAAACUUCAGCAAGGGGACUACGUGAGGGAGAGUAGGCAGGUUUCUCCAGAAACGAUGGAGCCAGCCACAAUGAAUAAUGUAUUACAGAAACCCUCGAGGAAAACGUGUGCAGAAGAUGACUUUCCCUCUGAGGAUGAGUCUGCACAGUUCAAGAAACCCAAAAAACCACUGGCAAAGGUACAGUACACUUGUCCUACUGGCCGGAUUAUAGUCUCUAGAAACAGCUUUCACCCCGAUUGGUGA